CUGCCAUGUCCCACCAAAUUUCUAUAUAUAAAAGUAUAGCAAUCUCAGAUUUAUAUGUAGAGCUGGCAACGUUGCGGGAUAUUGAUACACAAUCUGGCAACCAUGUCACCCUCAAAAAAUGGUCGCUGACAACCACACAAGUCACCGUGUCGCCAUUGAAUAGCAUGGAAUUAAACCUUCUUCAGUGUAUAUGUUUUGUGUUCUUCAGUGUAUAUGUUUUGUGUAUCUAACCUAUAAAACAAAAAGUUAAAAUGUUCCAAAUCACUAACCACAAAACAGAAAACACAUAAGACUUUUAACUUUGGUAUUGCAGCCACCCUUAAUCAAGCAUCAUAAAUUACAACACAGAAAUUAUACCUAUUCCAGUCGAGCAGACUUCCAAAAACAUGUAUGCCACAAAGCAACCCUCUUUAAGGAUAAAGCAGGCUGAUUUGAAAUGCAAAAAUGGAUGCGGGUAUUUUGGAAAUGCAGAUUGGGAGGGCUACUGCUCCAAAUGCUACAGGAACCAUAUGGACAAAGAACGUCAAAGGAAGUCUAAUCAGUCUCAACAUGGGGACCAUUCUAAAGCGACUAGUUUCUCAAAAUUUGAAGAGAAGAAAAGGCAACAGAGUGACAAGAAAACGAAAUACUUCCUGCCAGUAUUUAGAAAACCCUCAAGUCUCAAAGAAACUGGAAGACCUGAAAAGUACAUUGAUAUAAGGCAAAUGAAUCCAGAUGCAGAUAAGUUGCUUGCUGAAUUCAUAUCUGCCUAUGGUGAAUGGGGUGAAGCAGUCAGGAAGGACUUUUUGAAAUGUGUACACUCGUUCACAUCAAAGAUCAUCCAUGAAUUGGAUUUCAAAUCAGCAGACGAACUGGCAGACAUUGCACAAAACUAUUACAACUCUUACAACAAUCGUUUGAACAACAACACUGUGUACCAAAAUGUCACACCAGACGUCAGAGAUAAGCUGUUAGACUUCUUUGAGAGAUACAGCAUGGUUGGCUUAUACACAUUUCUGUUCUGUCCACCAUCAACUAAUGAUGAAGAUAAGGAUCUCUCUAUUCAAGAUCGUAUUAGAAAACUGAGCUGGGUUAAUGCACAUCAUCUAGAUUGCUGUAUCAGUGAGACAAGUAUUGAAGUAAGAGAUUUAGUUUAUACAGCAAUAAAUGACUUACUAGGCAUGGAUUCUAUGAAAGCCCCACAAGAAAAACUAGCCUGUGUAGUCAGAUGCUGUCGCAGUGUUGUGGAAGUGUUGCAGCAUUGCCAAGGUGGGCCAGUUAGUGCUGAUGAAUUUCUACCAGCACUUAUAUUCAUUGUGCUGAAAGCAAAUCCUGCCAGGUUAAAGAGCAAUAUGUUGUAUGUUACAAGGUUUUGUUAUGGUGCUAGAUUGAUGCAAGGAGAAGCAGGGUACUAUUUUACAAACCUUUGCUGUGCUGUUUCCUUUAUUGAGAAUCUUACUGCUGAAUCACUCAAUAUGGCACAACAGGAGUUCGAGGCUUACAUGUCAGGAGAAGUGACAUGUGUCAGUGCCUGGGAAUCAGCCCUGGUGGCAUGUGAAGGCAUGCAUCAACUGUGUGAACACCUUUCUCUCCUAAAAGGCUUAUCCGAGCGCAUGUCAGCUGUGAAAGACGACACGCAGAAGCUAAAAGAUGACAUGCGCAAAUUAAAAGAGGAGAUAAACGAUGAGGUGACGUCUGUAUUGGAACGCACUCCUUUGGUGAUCAAACCAAGGAAGACGAUCUUCCCACUCACAAUGGAAUUUUUAAAGUCCUUGCCACCCCUACCAGAGAAACCACCCAUUCCAGAUAAAGGAAAAGAAGUGGAAAUUAACCAAGAUGUGGAUACUGCCCCCAAAUUUUAUCAGCAGAAUAUAACGCUAACUCAGAUGGGUCUGAGUGAUAAUAAGCCAAAGUUACAGUUGGAUAUAACACCUUGUGUCAACUUGCCUAGCGCAUCUGUGGUCAAACCUUCGUUGUCUACCGAUUUCCUGUCUGUUCCCUCGCCAGCUGCUGAUAAGAGCAUUGAAAGUAUAACACCAGACGAUAAUAGCUAUCUGGGCUUGUCAAAGAUCAACUAUGAUAUAGAUUUCUCGGAUAUCAGCGCGGAAAAUAGUAUAAUAGAAGAUCUAGGAGAGUCCAGACGAUCCCCAACAAUGUCUUUCACUCCAGAUCCAUUUAGUCCUAUGGGUACUGGGUGCCCCAUAAUGCAAAGCCCUUUAGUUCCCUCUGCAGCUGAAAUGCCUAGAGUGGAAGUUCCUCCAGUUAGGAAGAAUGAUUUCGUUUUACCAUUUUUGGAGGAGAUAGAAAAGGAGGAUACUAAGAAGGAAACACUUCUGGAUAAAGUUGAAGAGACUCCAACCAUUUGCUUGCCACCUCCUAUAAAGCCCACCGAAUACACUGGUUUCUCAAAGCAGGGGUCCAGGAUACCUAGUAUUCCUUGUAAUACUGGAGAUGUCAGUUCUUUGAACUUGCAGCAAAGUGCUGGAUCGUCUAAGGAUACUAACUAGGAUAUAAUAUCUUGCAUUGUAUUUUAUCAUUACAUGUGAUAUACAUAUUUCAUUUUACGGCAAUAUUAUUUAUUUUAUUUAUGUACAUGUACACAUACUGUUAAUAUUUUCCAAAGUUUGCAAAUGUAAUGGAAUAAACAUUACAAUAAUCGAGAUAACUGGACUUUGUUAUAAUUAUUAGAACUGAAUGCAACACGGUGUCGGAAAGUAUAAAAUCCGAUCGAUUCUAGUAACAGGUUUUGGCUACCUAUACAUUUUGUGGGGUUUUGAUUUCCAAUUGUUUUUAACUUUUUUUUAAUUCCGUUUAUGUAUGUAUGUGAUUAUUUGGGUUUAUUAUAUACCAUUUGAUACAUUCAAUUAAACCGAACAAAAAAUUCACGUUAAGUUACUAUUUUAAGGCCCUGUUUUCCAAUUGCAGGUUAACCGUGAUUUUAAAGUUAACCAGAAGUAAACUCUUAAAAUGGUAGGUUUGUUGUGAGUUGUCGCGGAUGGCAUGAUACAAACAUCGAGCGUCACAACCCACGAUAUAUCAGAUGUAGAGGCAGCGUUGCCAGAUAAACCGUAGCGUGUUAACCAGAUAUUGAAAACCGAAUU
This is a messenger RNA of Acanthoscelides obtectus, 3080 nucleotides long. The record is from the annotation of a GenBank genome assembly. NCBI's taxonomy places the organism in Eukaryota, Metazoa, Arthropoda, Insecta, Coleoptera, Chrysomelidae.